Cajanus cajan (pigeon pea) is the source of this 737-nucleotide messenger RNA. RefSeq names its product protein MEI2-like 1. The record is from RefSeq and is a predicted model, not a curated record. NCBI's taxonomy places the organism in Eukaryota, Viridiplantae, Streptophyta, Magnoliopsida, Fabales, Fabaceae. Gene Ontology annotation, molecular function: nucleic acid binding.
UCUUCAUUCAUUCUCCUCACACACUUCCAUUUCUAUUAUUUCUCUUCUCUCUUACACUAUCCCACUCUUCUCCAACCAUGCCUUCUCUAAACCCAAAAGCUCAAGAGUUUUUCCCAACCCAUCAACACCACAAGCUUCACCCCAACCUCACCCCUCUCCACUUCUACUACUUGUUCUUCUCACGAGAGCUUCACCCUCUCUUCUACCCCACCACAACGCUUCCACUUCCACCACCUUCCACCACCCACCAUCUGUUACCACCCGCGGAGGCUCAUGCAGUGCAGCAGAAUGGUAAAGAGGAAGCCCCGAAAUCGAAAGUGUUUAAGGCCUUCAUAAGGUGUGACACCACGCGUUCUGAAGGUUUGAGGCUGAAGGGUUAUGCGCGGAGAGAGAAGGGAGAGGGGAAUGGUCAAAGCAGGAAGAGUGAGUGUUUGAGGAACCGAUCAUAUGAUAAACAGUGCUUCAGGGCUUUUCCUAGAAAGAAAUGUUGUUACCCUUUGUUGCCUGUUAAGGUUGAUGGAGGCGACACCACUGUCAUGAUCAGAAACAUUCCCAGCAAAUACACACGAAAUAUGCUGGUGGACUUCCUUGACAAUCAUUGUUUGCAAGUGAAUUUACGAGACAAAGAGGCUAGCAAGGAGAAAGGGGAAGAACCAAGUGCUUUGGCGUUUGAUUUUGUUUACUUGCCUAUUGAUUUCAAAAGUGGGUUGAACAAGGGUUACGCGUUUGUGAACUUC